Messenger RNA from Limanda limanda (common dab), 4841 nucleotides. Its product is annotated as mRNA decay activator protein ZFP36L1-like. The transcript is spliced from 2 exons. Bases 132 to 1205 code for a protein of 357 amino acids. The record is from RefSeq and is a predicted model, not a curated record. Lineage: Eukaryota; Metazoa; Chordata; Actinopteri; Pleuronectiformes; Pleuronectidae. Gene Ontology annotation, molecular function: mRNA binding; metal ion binding.
CCGCAGCCAUGGCCGCUGCCUGCUGAAAACGAAGUGCGCAGCAGAACGACGCGGCAGAAGGGGGCUCUUCACGGAGCAGUAAACAACAACUACCGAAGUGAAACAGCAGCUCUUAUCCUUCACAAGCCAACAUGACAGCAACUGUUAUAUCUCCUUUCCUGGAAUACGGAGAAGUCGCCAAUAAGGACAAUGAGAUGUUCAAAUACAGCAACAACAAUAGUCUUGGUGGAACUCGGCUGACGCCUGCCACAUGCUCCAGUGCCAACCAUUCCUGCAACCCCAUUGAGUCUCCGCUGGACAGGAAGGUGGUGGAGGCCCCCUCUCCAGUAGACCUUUUCCAGCGCCGUCACUCAGUCAGCCUCCCCAGUACGAAGUUCAUUCAGGAUCAGUUUGUCAACAGCCUUAAAAUGGAUCCCUCAGUGUUGCCCGGUAACAGCUGCAGUGGCAACAACAAGGAGAACUAUUUUCGUGAGCGCUCUUACUCAGAGCUAGGGGACAGGCUACGGCCAGGUAAUCAAGUGUGUGUGGGGGUAAGUAGCCAAGUCAACCCUAGCCGUUAUAAAACCGAGUUGUGCAGACCCUUUGAGGAGAACGGCUCCUGCAAGUACGGAGAUAAGUGCCAAUUUGCCCAUGGCUUGCAUGAGCUGCGCAGCCUCAGCCGUCACCCAAAGUAUAAGACUGAGCUGUGCCGCACCUUCCACACAAUUGGUUUCUGCCCAUACGGCCCUCGCUGCCAUUUUAUUCACAAUGCAGAGGAGCGACGUGGGCCCCCUCCCCUCUCUGUCUUUAACAAGAUGGUGCGCCCUCGGCUGCAACACAGCUUCAGCUUCGCUGGCUUCCCCAGCUCAGGCGGCCUGGAUGAUAACCCCACCUCAGUCACUCCUCCAACAGUGUUCUCCACUGAAGACCUGACGGUGUUGCAGAGCAACCCCUUCACCUACUCAAGCCAGGAGCUUACCAGCCUCUUUGGCCAAAGCUUGGAUCACCCACUUCCAUGCAAGCCUCAAGGUCUGGUCCCCUCUUCCCCAACCACUCCUUGCUGUUUUCAACCCACAUCAGAGAGCCCCCCCAUUCCCCCAGACUCUCUGUCUGACCAAGAGGGGUACCAGAGCAGCAUGGGCAGCCAGAGUGGCUCUGAGUCCCCCCUCCUGGAUGCCUCUCGUCGUCUCCCCAUCUUCAGCAGGCUUUCAAUCUCUGAUGAUUGAGGUGGACCCCGGCAUUGUUUGACCUGAGGGAGAGCAGGAGGGAAAGAGACGAUUGAGACCACCAACUUCAAUAACUCCCUCCUCCUCCUCUCUGUGUUGUUUACAGGAGUAGGAGAACACCGGAUGCCUUCUCAUUUGAGGAUUGUCUCGCCCUUAAGGACCCCACCAAACACCGAUCAAGUCUCCUCACCGUGAUGAACAGUUGGUACACCAGAAACAUCUUAACGUACAGGCCCUGCAUUGGAGGCCAUGAUGAAGUAAAUGUAAAUGAUUUUGAGAAGAAGCUCAGAUGUCACACUAUAAAGAAGUUUAAUGACUUGUUGGUGCAGACAGAGUGGCAUUGGGGUCAGUUUGUGUGUUCAUUGUCCAGUGGAGGGUAAUGACCUGUGCUGGAAUCUUUACACCUCCGGGCUUAUCAUAGCUCAGUGUUCAACUUUUAAAUGAUAGUUACCACAAAGUGAACCGGAGAACGUUUCUAAAUUAGACUUCUCUUCUAGUCGUGUCCAGCUUCCUGUUCCUUGCCAUGUAAUUGUUUAUUUUGUGAGGAUGACUUGGAUUAUUAUGUGCCUUGUUUCACUGAGCUGGUGGUCAGUUAUCUUUCUCUAGGGGUUUGGAGUGCAGAAAGUUUUUGAACAGGAUUCAAUAGAAAUUCUGAAGUCAAAGCUUGAAUUAAAGGGGAGUUUCACUCAAAUUACAAGAAAUAUUCUUACACUUCCCUUUUAUUAACUUGUAUAGUCAAGCUUUUCCUUUUCCAGUCUCUUAAGAUUUCAGCCUCCGUCCCAAAACAUUGACCGUGGGUGGAAUUUAGUUUAUGUUCAAAGAGUCAAAAUAGAUUUGCUUUAGAUCAACAUCAGCAUCUCUGAACUAGUAUCUCUGGAUCACCCACAGAAAACACUCGGUGCUGUUUUCUAAGUCUUUUUGUAAAAGAAAAAAUGUCUAUUGACUGCAGUUGUCACUGAAGUCUGUCUUGAAAAAGACAACACUUUAGCAAGAGAGGAUGUAAGAAAGAUAAUGUCUUUUCUUUGGUAGUUUGGGUGACCUCUUAGCCAUUGUUAGGUUCCUGCUAUUAAUUUGCCACCUCAGAGUCUUUAAAGUUAAAACUCUGCUGCAAAGUUAAUAUCAUUAAACCCUAAAUAGUUCAGCUGUUUAGCCUUUUCAAUCCCAUCCCUUUCCAACCCCCCUCAGAUCAAUUCUGUCUCUGAGGUGAUAUGUUAGACAGCUGUCUGAAAUCAGUUGAACCUGAACUCUUCUGUUGAUUCCACCAUAUUCAAUUAUUAUUAUUAUGGUCAUGUUAUUUUCUAGUUUGUUUCUCAGAGUCUUUAGUGUUGGGGCUCUGGUCAUCACUGCUUAUUUAUCAAAAUGUAUUUAUUGCUGAUCUUAAGCAUUUUUUUUAUUUUGUAUUUAUCUGGUUAAUUAAACUAUAGAAUAUAUAUUUUUUCUUUUAUGUUAAAUUAUGAUCUUCCGUAUUAAUCACAGAAUGACUGUUUAUUUUUACUCGCAGUUAAUAUAUUAUUCUGCAAUGACGUUUUUUGUAACACUUGAUUUAUUUUGAAAGUGAAUUUUUAUUUUGAACACAAAGGUUUAGUAUUUGUAUUUAUUUUGAGUUCCUUCCACGUGCACCAUCAGUUCAAGGUUCUUUGUGGCAAUCUGAAGGCCCGGAUGCAUUGGAAGUGGCAAAGUUAAUGCCCCGCUGCAAGCUGUAUGCCUAACUACAAACUUUAUCUAUUCAUUAUAGGGAUAGAAAUCUUUUGCUGCCAUUAUCAGUUUUAAAGUGAAGAGAGAAGCCAACACAGUAAUUACCAACUAAUUGGAUAACAAGGGUAGAGUCAUAGUUUCUGAUGGUCUGGACUAAGUAUGAAUGCACUUAGGGUGCGGUUGGUGUUGGUUUUACAGGGUUUUUCCAGCCAACAUUUACAAUAUGUGCCUCUAUCACAGCUGCCAGAUACCGUGUGUGUAAAAGAUGGGGCAAAAAAAAUGAAGACCUUACUUUCUGACACGCUGUUAAUAGGUUGUGUGAGAGUUAAUACCUUAGGUGUAGUUAUAGGGGCUGGAGAAUGCAUUAUCUCAGUGAGCGUCUGAACAGCUAAUGUGAGUGUGUGUGUUGUUCCACUCGCUCUUAGUCUGAUACCUGCACUCUGGAUUAGGAUUUGUGUUCAGUGAGGUAACUUCAGGUUUGACCCUUGGUAAAUCGUCGAACAGCUACUUUGAGAUAACAGAUCAGAAUUUAUAUAAGCGUAGCAUGACCAAUCAGUUCUCUUGGAAAAUUGAGUCACUACACAUAGUGUAUUCCAAUAAAUUAUUUAUUUAUUUGACACGUGGGACUGCAGCUGAAAGUAUAAGACUAAAAACCGUGAAACACAUCCUGUGAAUAGAUCUAAGCAAACACAUUAACUUAAUGGAAUACAAAAAUGUACUAAGACAGAUCUGCUGGUGCUGUAGUGAUGAACAAUAUUAACGUACACAGUGACAGUCUUUUUUUCUUCUUGCUACUGCUGUUUUCCCCCUUCACUGUCUUAACACACAGGGUAUAUAUUUGUCAGUAACUAAUGGCUCUGAGGUAUUAAAUUCACUGUGACUGUAUAUACAUUUAUAUUUAUUAAAAUGAUUUUAAGGGCUUUCAGCCUCAUUUGGAAAUUGCACCAAGAAGUAUGGGGAUAUAAGUUGUAAACAACAUAUUAAGUGGUUUUACCUCCCUCCUAAGAUAAGUAUACCAUUGGAAAACGAUUUUCUAAGAAUCGGCACAACCAAUUUGAACAUUAGGAUAUUCAGAAAUUAAGGUAUUCGUAUUGAUCUACUGAGAUUGAUUGAAUUCACAGUGAGUCAUACACUUGGAAUGUUGGAACAGAACUAGUGUGUACAUAUCCCUUUACCAUCUUCUCUCUGCACUCAGCAAAUUUCCUAAUGUCAAGAUGGGAGUGUUGACCACAGUUUACAAUUAAUCCAGGCCUCUUAUCGCUCACCCUGCAGCAGUCCUGGGUAGAACUAGCAUAUCUACCCUUUAGACUGGUUCUGGAAUAGUCUCGUCUUCAUACUAUGGUGAAUUCUCAUUUGAUUAUCAGCCACUUAUACUGACAAAACAUUUUUAGGUUGUUUUGAAAGGCUGAGCAAGCACGUCUGUUCCACGGUAUCACACAUAGGUCAUGAUGAUCAGGAUUAUGUAAAGCUUAUUUUUGACCACUUUUUCAAUGAAGUGCCUAUAAACACAUUCCAGGUUCCCCAAAUCUUGUGCCUUCAUAUGUUUCUCUAUAAGAUGUAUUAUUGUCAUUAAACAGGACUUACACGUGAAAUGCAACUGUUGAAUGUAUUCUACAGCAGAUUUUGCUGUCACCAUAGUAAUUGCUCAGUUUAUGGUUUAUUUUGUAAUGACAGAUUGCAGUUACGACCAAUAAAGUCUUUAUACUGAAUAUGUGAGUUGAUUUUUGAAGCUGUUGAAAUGAUACAUUUUACCAUUAUACCACACUAUAUUAUCUCACACACACUUAGCUAUAAACUUCACACACACACAUCUCUUCACUGCAUCUGCAUAGAAAGUUCACGCCUGCAACUGUUUCUUUGUCAUUCCCUCUCCAGAAUGCUCUUCGCAUGCUGUAUGAUUGUCUGACCUUCCUUGCAAGGAAUAAAGUUUACUUAAAAGAC